Messenger RNA from Batrachochytrium dendrobatidis JAM81, 1577 nucleotides. RefSeq names its product transcription regulator CYC8. Gene Ontology annotation, molecular function: protein binding; RNA polymerase II cis-regulatory region sequence-specific DNA binding; chromatin DNA binding. The transcript is spliced from 9 exons. Lineage: Eukaryota; Fungi; Chytridiomycota; Chytridiomycetes; Rhizophydiales. Gene Ontology annotation, biological process: regulation of gene expression. The record is from RefSeq and is a predicted model, not a curated record. The coding region runs from base 15 to 1547 and encodes 510 amino acids.
AAACCAUCAAUUCAAUGCAAGACUUACAGUUGCUCAAUGAACGCACCUGGCUACAGCUAGGCCAGUUGGCAGAAACUAUGAUGGAGCCUGAACGUGCUGUUUUAUCCUAUGAAUCUGCUUUGCGUCAUAAUCCGUUUUCGGAACAAACACUUACACUCAUUGCUGCUCUUUGUCGCUCGCUGGAACAGUAUGGAAAGGCUGCCGACUACUAUCAACGCAUCUUGAAGAUUAAUGAAACAAGUGGCGAAAUUUGGGGUGCGCUCGGCCAUUGCUAUCUGAUGCUUGAUGAUUUGCAAAAAGCUUACAACGCCUAUCAGAGUGCAUUGUAUCAUCUUCCCGAUCCAAAGGAGCCAAAGCUUUGGUAUGGAAUUGGAAUUCUUUAUGACAGGUAUGGCUCGUACGAACUCGCCGAGGAAGCAUUUUCUGCCGUUAUUCGAAUGGAUCCUACCUUUGAAAAGGCGAAUGAGAUUUAUUUCCGUCUAGGAAUCAUUUACAAACAGGAACGCAAGUUUGAUUUAUCUCUCGACUGUUUUAAAUAUAUUCUAAAGUGCCCGCCUAGUCCUCUCACGGAAAUUGAUAUUUGGUUUCAAAUCGGUCAUUUGUAUGAGCAGCAGAAAGAGUACACAUUGGCAAAGGAAGCAUAUGAAAAAGUACUGAGUGAAAAUCCAAAGCACGCCAAGGUUUUGCAGCAGUUGGGAUGGCUUUUUCAUCAGUCUGGCACACCUUUCUGUAGUCAGGAGCGUGCCAUUUCAUGCUUAAAACAGUCUCUUGACUCGGAUCCUGCUGAUGCACAGACAUGGUACUUGCUCGGCAGAUGCUAUAUGGCACAACAAAAGUAUAAUGAUGCUUACGAUGCGUAUCAACAAGCAGUGUAUCGUGAUGGUCGGAAUCCUACCUUUUGGUGCUCUAUUGGUGUUCUUUACUAUCAAAUCAAUCAAUAUUCAGAUGCUUUGGAUGCGUAUAGUCGUGCCAUUCGACUUAAUCCGUACAUUAGUGAGGUUUGGUAUGACUUGGGGACCUUGUAUGAAUCGUGCAACAAUCAGGUUGCCGAUGCAUUGGAUGCAUACACGCGAGCACUAGAGCUUGAUCAAGGGAAUGUGCAAAUCAAACAACGUUUACAGCUUUUGCGCAACUCUCAGACAGGUGGUGCUCCUGUUCAAGCAUUACAACCUCAGCAACCUGCAUCACACGAUCGUUAUCCAGUUGUAAGUGGAAUUCAAACAGGUCCAUCCCCACACUAUCAGCAAGGACAAAUACCUGGUGGUGAUUCUGAAAAUUAUCCUCAACAGCCUUUACAAUUUGGUACAAAGCCAUCUCAUAUUCAAAUGCACAAUGCAUCCGCUGGACCUAUUUUAAAUGAGGGGGGUGCCGAGUUUCACCAGCAACUUCCUCAAGUUCGAGAUUCCCAGGAACAUUCACAACACCCAUUACAACACGGUCGGAUGAAAAUGGAUCCACAGAAUGGCCCACCACCUCCGCUGCAAGGACAUGGAAUGGAUGAUGGAAAAAGAAGGUAUCACACUGCUGAGCCAUAUAGUAAGAAAUAAUAUUGAAUAAAACAAUGGAUUGAAUCUGAA